Messenger RNA from Insectozyma verbasci, 1551 nucleotides. Lineage: Eukaryota; Fungi; Ascomycota; Pichiomycetes; Serinales; Debaryomycetaceae. The record is from the annotation of a GenBank genome assembly.
AUGUCAACUUAUUCAAUACCGCAUCUAAAUCAAAUGAAUGGAAAUUAUAAUAAUUCAAUACCACCACCCCCACCUUCAAGUGGUUCUUCAAAUUCAAAUUUAUCAAAUCAACAACAACAGCAACCAUAUGCAUCUUAUUACAUGUUUAAUCAGCAACAACCACAACCACAACAACAACCACAACAACAACCACAGGCUCAACAGCAUCAACCACAACCUCAAGGUGAUUAUACAACAGCUUCUGCUUAUCAAAAUAGAUACCAAUAUCCAGCUGCAAGCUAUUAUCAACAACAACCAAUUCCAAAUCAAAUUCCUCAAUCUCAACAUCCUCAGCAACAACAACAGCAGCAGCCUCCAAUUGCUCCACAAUCUCAACCACAGCAUUAUACUGCAACUAAUCGUAAUUUCGCAAAUGUUUCUGCUCCACAAAUACCAUCUACUACAACUCCACAACAACAACAGCAACAACAACAACAGCAACAACAACAACAACAACAUGCGUCUUCGAACAAUCAACAUCAAUCAAUUCAAAAUAAUCAACAACCUGAACCUGUUCAAGAUACUUUAAAUCUAUCAAGUACAUCUACUGUUGGACAAUUUCAACCUCCUGGACUUAGACCAAGAGUUACAACAACAAUGUGGGAAGAUGAAAAAACUUUAUGUUAUCAAGUUGAUGCUAAUAAUGUUUCUGUUGUUAGAAGAGCUGAUAAUAAUAUGAUUAAUGGUACUAAAUUAUUAAAUGUUGCUCAAAUGACAAGAGGUAGAAGAGAUGGAAUAUUAAAAUCUGAAAAAGUUAGACAUGUUGUUAAAAUUGGUUCAAUGCAUUUAAAAGGUGUUUGGAUACCUUUUGAAAGGGCUCUAGCAAUGGCACAACGUGAAGGUAUUGUUGAUCUAUUAUAUCCUUUAUUUGUGAGGGAUAUUAAACGUGUUAUUCAAACUGGAGUCACACCAAAUGCCAAUAAUAAUAACACUAAUAGUAAUAAUAAUACUACUGCUACUUCAAAUAAUAAUAAUAAUGGACAAUCUUCAUCAAACACAAGUUCAACAAGUCCUAUAAAAUCUAAUACAUCAACUACUGUACCAUCGACUACUACCACAUCAUCUUAUUAUCAAAAUUAUAAUCAACAAUAUCCACAACAAUAUAGUCAAUAUGGAGCUCCAGCACAAUCUGCGGCUUCAGAUCAACCGCAAUCAGUACCAUCAAAUCUGAAUGAUAGUCAGUCAGCUCAAUUUCAACAUCCACAUCCUCAACAACAAGUCUAUGGUUAUCAACCUAGUUAUUAUCCAAAUGCAAAUAAUAAUCAAUAUUAUCCUUAUCAAGGUUAUAAUAAUAGUUAUCAACAACAACAGCAACCAGGUGCUGCUGCCUCAAAUACUUAUGGAGUUUAUUCUUACCAACAACAACAACAUCAACCUCAACCACAGGCUGUACCUGCAUCAAUCGCUUCUAAUAAUCAAUCUCCACAAGCUUCAACAUCUCAACCUCAACAGCAAGAUCAAACUUCACCACAACAGUCGCAACCAGCUUUGCAAUUAAAGGAAGAGAAAUAA